AUGAGAGCCGUUCAGAUAUUGGGAGACGCUUCGUCCCCUAGAAUCACGACAAACAGUUCCGUGGCCACUCCGGUCCCCAAGGGCGCCGAAAUUCUGGUUCGAGUUCUCGCCGCUGGAGUCACCGGUGACGAGGUCACAUGGUUCGAAGAUUACUCGGCGCCUCGAAUUCCUGGACAUGAGGUCUCGGGCAUCAUUGAAGCUCUGGGUCCCGAGUACGGCGGUCCUUUUGAGGUUGGCCAGGAAGUUGUCGCCCUCCUCACAGCGGCAAGUCAUGGCCAAGGUCAAGCGGAUUACACUGUGAGCUUUGCCGAAGAACUCUCCCUCAAGCCUCCCGCGAUUACACACGCCGAAGCCGCCGCACUACCCAUCCCGCUUCUCACGGCCUGGCAGGCGAUUGUGGAUCACGGGAAACUUGCGGCUGGCAUGACGGUCCUCGUCACAGGAGCGUCCGGCGCGGUCGGGACGUUGGCGGUGCAGCUGGCGCAGAAACUGGGAGUAGUUGGCGGCGCCAACGCCGGCCCCAAGGUGAUUGCUCUGGCUUCAUCCAGGAAUCACGACCGUCUAAAACAACAGUUUGGAGUACACGAGGUGCACGACUACGACACUCCCGGCUGGGAAGGCAACAUCAAGGAUGUGGACCUGGUUUUUGACACUGUCGGCGGAGACGUCUUGACCAAGACCUGGGAAACCGUCAAGAGCAAUGGAACCAUCGUCACUGUUGGCGAUCCGGCCCCAGAAUGGGCCGACGGAAAGGUCAAACCUAAAGAGUCCGUCAGCCAUCCAGAAGUGCGUCCUGUAUAUUUUAUCGUAAGGCCAGACUCACACAGGCUGAGCCAGGCUCUGGAAAUGGUCGGCGAGGGUGCCAUCAAACCAUUGGAGGUGGAGUCGUUCCCCUUUGAAAAGGCAGAACUGGCCUGGGAGCGUGCCAGACAGAGAAGACGGAACAAGAAGGUUGUGAUUACGUUUGAUACUCAAUAA
Molecule: messenger RNA, 978 nt
Organism: Exophiala spinifera
Lineage: Eukaryota; Fungi; Ascomycota; Eurotiomycetes; Chaetothyriales; Herpotrichiellaceae
Exons: 1
Coding region: 1-978 (325 amino acids)
Molecular function (GO): oxidoreductase activity
Source: RefSeq, a predicted model, not a curated record